This is a messenger RNA of Diaporthe batatas, 1284 nucleotides long. RefSeq lists its product as uncharacterized. Gene Ontology annotation, cellular component: nuclear chromosome. The transcript is spliced from 7 exons. Gene Ontology annotation, molecular function: ATP binding; DNA binding; DNA topoisomerase type II (double strand cut, ATP-hydrolyzing) activity. The record is from RefSeq and is a predicted model, not a curated record. Lineage: Eukaryota; Fungi; Ascomycota; Sordariomycetes; Diaporthales; Diaporthaceae. Bases 1 to 1284 code for a protein of 427 amino acids. Gene Ontology annotation, biological process: meiotic DNA double-strand break formation; reciprocal meiotic recombination; meiotic DNA double-strand break processing.
AUGUCUUUCGAUCUGCCUCUGGGGAUCGCCCCCUUCUCGUCAGCACCCAGUGAAACAUCCACACCUCUGUCCUCCGGCCAAAGCGGCAACGAGCAAUUUGAUCAAUCGCAGUCUUCGCAAUCCUCCAGAAUAGUGACCGUCGAUUAUGGGAGCUCAGGUCGGAUCCAGAGAUACUUGAUCGUUUCCAAGAUUGAGGAAAUAUUUGCGAAAAUGAUUGAUGUCCUCGCUGAAGGGGGCGAUACACUCGUUAUCCCCUACCGGAGCGGACGAUCCCAGGCAGGGGAAGGGGUGCUCAGAUUUCCCGGAAGCACAGUGAACGAAGCCAUCAAGUUCACCCGAAUGAUGCGAAUCAUGGAGCUGGCGCGCGAAGCCCUGAUGUCUGACCGAAUUAUCAGCAAGAGGAACAUCUACUACCAGGACCCAGACCUUUUCGUGAACCAGAGGAACGUUGAUGCACUGGUUGACAGCCUCGCGUUGACGCUUGGAGUCGCUGCGUCCAAGGGCCUCAUAGCAGGGUCACUCACGUUGACCAUGAGAGAUGACACGGUCGUUUCCUGCUUGUUCGACCAAGACCCCGGCGAGAGCAUUCCUCCCACAGCCAUGAUCAAGGAGAUUGAUUUCGGCGACACAAGAUGGGUUCUGGUUGUUGAGAAGGAGGCAACCUUUCGCACUCUGGCAGCGUCCCAGUACUGGAGAGACUGCAUCCAUGGUCAAGGCAUCAUUAUCACUGGGAAAGGCUACGCAGACCUGGCCACAAUCGAGUUCCUGAGCCUCGUCCAUUCGCUACGGCCCCUCAUGCCCAUCCUGGGCGUCUUCGACUCCGACCCGCACGGCAUCCAGAUCAUGAGAACGUACAAAAAUGGGAGUCGGAGGUUGAGUCACGAACAGAAUGCUCGCGUGCCGGGGUUGCAAUGGAUCGGUGUCAGGAUAGAAGACGUCCUGCGGGCCGGCCCGCCGGGCGGUGAGGAAGACGGAUCACAGAGCUCCUCACUUGGCCAGUCACGCCAGUCAAGCCAGUCAUCCUUUGGCCAGUCCAGCCAAGAGUCACAAGGCUCGGCGCUCUUUGGCAAGCAGACACCCCGCGACGCCCAGGUCGACUUGAAGACAGCUCAAGGCAUCGUCAUGGCCCUGGCUGCGAGGGAGGACGAGCUUGAUCAUGAAGAGACGGAACAGCUACGGGAGAUACAGAUGAUGCUGCUGCUGAACGUCAAGGCCGAGAUCCAAGCCAUCGACAACAUGGGAGACCUUUCCGAUUGGCUGGACGAGAAAAUUGGGCUUGCGUGA